AUGACCGAAAUAUUGCGCUCGGGGCUUCAAGACCUCGAUUUCCCAGCUACAGCUAUAAUCACUGAUGUCAAGCAUCUGACAUCAUACAACUGGAUCGGCGCCGAGUCCCCAACAAUCGUGGUGCCAGGCAGUCCGGCGCUUUGGGCUCCCCCCGGUUGUCCCACGCAGGUUAGCAAAGAUUCUGGUCUUGUGUACAUCAACCAGAACGCAGCCCAUCAUCCUAUAAGCCCUUUGGAACCGAUCUUUCGCGCGCUACACACCACGCAACCUGCCUUCGACAUCUCAUCCACGGAUAUCGUCACCGAUCGGAAUAGUCUUCGAAAAUUGCUCGCCUUCGUACAGCCCGGUGUUGAAGGGGAUGCUCUUCAACCUUUCACCAUUGAUAUUGAGAUUUACAAGAACACUGCCUUGUUUUCUCGCGUUGAGGAAUCCAAUCAGGAAACAAUCCCAUUAGGGGAGUUCAGGGGCUUCGGCCUUGAGUUUGAGAAGGCGUAUACUCGACAACAAAUUGAUGGAAGCACGGGACAUUACCGAAUCGUUUCUUACCGUUUCGGUGACAUGAGCUUCAUAGUUCGCCACAAGGUAGAUGGGUAUGUCGGUGAGAACAUGAAAUCGGGCUCAUCGGGUCUCGAAGAGGGCCCAGCCAAUGAUCUCUCAGGUGUUCUGGGAUCGCUGUCCCUGACUUCUAAUCCAGCAAUGACCAGUGCGCAUGGCACUGGUUCCCGACUAGUUGUUCGACGAGAGGGUCAGAAUGUGCCGCUUGAUCGUACGCUGGAGAUCAAGACGCGCGCUGUUCAUAGACCCCUCAAUAUUCAGGAGGCAGCACCACAGCUAUGGAUAUCUCAAACACCAAAGCUCGUUCGUGCAUAUCAUAAAGGCGGCAGGUUUCAGGAACCAAAAGUCGAUGAUUUGACAACAGCGAUACAGAAAUGGCAGGCCGAUAACCAAGUGCAGUUGGGGAGAUUGUUGGGGCUGAUUCACAGACUCAUCGACGUGGUGAAGAAUUACGGUAACAGGGCGACCGUAUCUUAUGUGGUCGAUGGUGAUAAGUUAGUCAUAUCUCCGAGUAGCGGCCAGAAAAUGCUGCCGGAGAGCCUCUAUCUCCAAUGGGAGGCAAAGUCUCCUCAGCUCAGUACUAUACAGGAGACUCUGACCGUCACUACGCAGACGCCGCGAGCCAAUAUGUGCAGGCCGGGUUUGAGAAUUCAGGUUGGGGAGAAAACGUAUGACAGCAUCGACGUCGAAGUCAUGCCAUAUUUCAAGACAUACUUCGGUUCCCAGCUGCGCUCUAGUCAGGACUCGCCCACUAUUCUCAAUCAUCCCAGUAUCCCGUUCUUUGAUGAGGUAUUCCGAGGACUGGCUAAAGGGCCCAGAGAGUUCUUCCGCCUCGUGCCAGCCGGACUAGCCGCCUACAAAGAACUAUGCACUACGCUCAAGCUCCUCGGUAUCAAUAUACUGGAGGGCCGUACCAUCCAAUAUCACAUCAUGAAAGACUUCCAAAAUGGCAAAGACGACUAUGAUCCUGACGAACGGAGGACGAUCCGCGGGGUCAAAGGCACAGCUCGAGAUUCGGCUUUCCGGCUACUCUACAUGUUCCUCUCGGACGGAAUGGCUUCGGAGCCUCGAGAUAAGACCAUGGCGUAUAACGCCGCGUUCUUCGUCGUUUCACAUCUGCGGAUGUUUGGUGUCCGGACCAGGAAGAUGGUUCGUAUGGCAUUUGAUGAACGCUUUGGACUAACUGUCAAGCAGCGGGCAAACAUGGACAAGUGGCCGCUGAAGAACUCAAUGGGGGGAGAGUCGUCGGACGACGAUCAAACGACCGAAUCCGGGGGCUCCUUUUAUGAUAGUGAUGAUGGUUAUUUCUACGACUCAGACUAG
Molecule: messenger RNA, 1878 nt
Organism: Xylaria bambusicola
Lineage: Eukaryota; Fungi; Ascomycota; Sordariomycetes; Xylariales; Xylariaceae
Product: geranylgeranyl pyrophosphate synthetase
Exons: 2
Coding region: 1-1878 (625 amino acids)
Source: RefSeq, a predicted model, not a curated record